AUGUACGUACUGGAGGGAGGUGGUCACACUGAGCCGGGCAUCCACCUCAUAGCCGGGCGCCGGCCGAAGCUGGACUGGCCUGGCGGCUGCGGCCGAGGAAUCCGGCGGGCAGGGACGGCGGGCGGUUCUCUGGGCGACCCUAGCUCCCUGCGACAGCCGCCCGGGCCGUCGGCGCCCACGUGUCCCCCCGCCUUUGUGACUGCGAGCGCUUCCGGGCCCGCGGGUCCUGGCGCGGGCGACCGUGCCCCGCCUGCGUGUGCAGGCGCGGUCCUGCUGGACGCUGGCCUGGGGGUAGUCACGCCGCCCGCUGCAGAUCGCGCUCCUGAGGAAUGGCGCGGGGCUUGGGCACUGGGGUGGCGGGGGGAGGACGCCCCCCCGGAACCGCGACCCGGUCAGGCGCCGCCGCGGACACCCCGCGCGGGUCCUCGGCCUGGAGGGAGGGCGGUGCCGAGCGGGCAGCUGGGGAAGCGACUGGGAGAGCGCUACCUGCUGCGGAAGGCGCCCGAGUCUGGGGUCCGUUCGACCAAAGGCCCCCGCGUGCAGGUUCCCCGCCUCCUAACCUCCCGGGCCUCAUUUCCUCCUCUGUGGGAAGAGGGUCACGCUGGAGGGCCUCUAAGGUCCCUUCAUGCUGAGAAUUCUUUAUCUGUAGUGGGAACUCUAUUUGCUAACUGCCUGUGUUCAAUGCCAGCAACUCUCCACAGCCAAAAUUGUACCUUGUUUGUAUUUAUCUACAAUAGAUAUCGGGGAAAACUGUACUGA
This is a messenger RNA of Rangifer tarandus platyrhynchus (Svalbard reindeer), 759 nucleotides long. NCBI's taxonomy places the organism in Eukaryota, Metazoa, Chordata, Mammalia, Artiodactyla, Cervidae. The record is from the annotation of a GenBank genome assembly.